Molecule: messenger RNA, 1188 nt
Organism: Postia placenta MAD-698-R-SB12
Lineage: Eukaryota; Fungi; Basidiomycota; Agaricomycetes; Polyporales; Adustoporiaceae
Exons: 3
Coding region: 1-1188 (395 amino acids)
Molecular function (GO): nucleic acid binding; zinc ion binding
Source: RefSeq, a predicted model, not a curated record
AUGACUGAGCAGAUCGCUGCUUCGUCACCUCCACAAAAAGGGCUCCCAUCUACCCUCGAGGCGGCACCUGGUGUCAUGCAACCGAUCGAUGUCGAACCUAUACAAAUAGCAGAAAGUGCGCAGUCACCCAUCAACAAACAACCACUCGAACUCCCUGAAGUUCAGUAUGUCCCCAUCGAGAUCCCAGACAUCGAACUACCACCAGCUCCACCCGCAUCAACCAAUGCACCGGCUGAAGUCCCUAUGGCAACAUUCACUCAAGAAGACAUCGAUCAGCGCAUCGCUGUUGCCCUCGCAGCAUACCAAUCCCAGCAGUCAAUGGCCAACCGACCCCUUUGCCUCGACAUCCCCGCUCCUGAACCCUUCAGCGGAAAGGCAGAGGACCUCAGACGCUUCAUCCAAUGCAUCCUCUCCUACUUCGUCGCCACCAACAACACCCGACUCAGCGAUGAAGCAAAGAUCGCCUUCACUGUAGUGCUGAUGAGGAAGGAUCUGGGGAAAACAUGGGUGGACGCGUAUUACAAAAAGUCGGCAGGGGGAGUCCAGGUCUAUUCCACUUGGGCAGACUUCGUUGCCGCUCUAGAAGAGGUGUUCCCUGAGCACGGAAUGCGAAUCAAGGCACAUCAAAUCCUGAUGAAACUGCCCGAACGACAGAAGGAUAGGAAGACAGCACUCUCCCUCGGUAACUACGUCACCCACUUCGAGCAGCUAGCAUCAAAGGCUCAGCUCAAGGACGCCGAGGUCAAUGGCACCAACCGCGUUGAGAACAACUACCACACUCUCCACACCAACUUUGUCAAAGGACUCCCGAAGGAGCUGUAUUUUGCGCUCGCAACAAGGGGGGCUCUCGUCAUCACAGACACCAGGGACUAUGGCGAACCAAUGGAUAUCGACGCCGCUGCCGUCGCAUCAACCUUUACCUCCACAUCGGGAGGAAGGAAGUGGGAACUGGGAGCUGUUCUCAAUGAGGCUGAUUGGAAGCUCCACAGGGACGGGAACCUGUGCUUCUACUGCCACAUCAAGGGCCACAGUGCCAAGGACUGCCGCAAGAAAGUGGCUGCACGACAAGGGGGUGGGAGACCGAACCAGGGAGGAUCUGGGAAGGACGACUUCCGCGCCAGAAUCAAGACACUCUCCGCCGACGAGAAGCGGGAGCUGUACGAAGAACUUACAAUGGAGGAUUUUUGA